UGUUACAUUCUUUCACAGUCGACUCUGUGCUCUUUCACUCCCUCUAAUGGAGCUCGUGCCUCUCCCUCUCUACGUAAGCCUCCGGGAACUCGGUAAAGGAAAAGUUUGGGGAGAAAAACGCUGGUGUUGUACGUGUAUGGAUGGAUAUGGCCUCGAGUUGAAGAAGAAAAAGUGGCGAAAUGCCGAGGAAUCCUGACGAAAACUAAACCACAAGUGGAGCAGGCAGCGAGUGUGUAAUUUUCUGUUUCGUUUAAUGCGAAGUUUUAGCUGGAGGAACAGGAGCAAGGAAGAGAAACGGAAUUUACCGGUGACAUUUUUUCUCUACAAGCAAAGGACAUAACAUUAAAUGGACGUUAAGCUGAUCUCAGGUUAAGCGCGUGCGUGUUGAGUGAGAAAAGAGACGAGCCGAAAAAAGUUUAAACUCCACAAAUAAUCUGGACAAAGAACUAUGGCAAAGAAAUACGACUUCCUCUUUAAAUUGCUGCUUAUUGGUGAUAGCGGGGUGGGAAAAACAUGUCUGAUCAUCCGCUUUGCAGAGGAUAACUUUAAUUCAACAUACAUAUCAACUAUCGGUAUUGACUUUAAAGUGAAGACCAUUGAAGUCGAAGGGAAGAAAGUCAAGUUGCAAGUCUGGGACACAGCAGGGCAGGAGAGAUUUAAGACCAUCACUACAGCUUAUUACAGAGGAGCUAUGGGUAUCAUUCUUGUGUAUGACAUUACUGAUGAGAAAUCCUUUGAGAACAUUCAAAACUGGAUGAAGAGUAUCAAAGAGAAUGCCUCAGCAGGAGUGAGUAGAAUGCUGCUGGGCAACAAGUGUGACAUCGAAGCUAAGAGAAAGGUGUCUAAGGAGAUGGGUGAGAAGCUCGCAAAGGACCAUGGGAUUCGGUUCUUUGAGACAAGUGCAAAGUCAAGCAUCAAUGUUGAGGAGUCCUUCAAUGCUUUGGCUCGAGAUAUCUUGAUGAAAUCUAGCAUGAAGCCGGGCUCUGCGGGCCGUGAAGUCAAACUCACCAGCACCACCCAAGAGAAAAAGUCAUCCAAGUGUCUUCUGUUGUAAACACGUCAUCAUCAGACACUCCAGACCCAGCACACUCCUACAAUACAGCAGUAUUACACACAGAACAUUGUGAAAAUUUAGCAAAAUGUAUAAAAUGAACAAAAAUACAAAAUGAUAAACCAUACAUAAAAGAUAUUUGUUAGGUUUUUGUAUAGAUUUACUGUUUCCAUUAUCACAACAGGCCAUUCUGUAGUUGGGUUUGAGUUAUGUUAUGUUUAUACAUUCUCAAAUUUCAGAUUUCAGCUGGAGUUCAUGUUGAGGUAUAAGUAAGAAUGCUUAGUUAUAAUGCUGUUGGCAGUUAUACUGUCUGUCCUCCCAGCUACGAUCUUUGGUGCGUUCAAUUUUAAAGGUGGUUGGCCAUUUUACAAAGUGUUAAAAUGCUUGUUUUUCAGCUGACAAAUAAAUGUUAAAUUAGGCCAGUCCAAGAAGAUGACUUGGAGGUGGUGAGGAAAGUAUAGUGUUGAAAGCAUGCACUUAGCCCAGAGUUUAUUACUAAUCCUGACUCUCUGACCUCCCUCCAGCAGCGCAAGGGGUGGAGGAUAUAACCUACAGUGGAUUUUUUUGGGCUGGAAAGCAUUUGCCCUUGGCAUCAAUAAUAGUAUGGUUAAAGUUUCUUGGCAGUUUGUACAGCCUGUUUCCCUUCAACAUAUUUUAAAUAUGUAUUUUACUGCUUUUGUUAUAGACAGCUUAAUUUUCUUUUCUUUUCUUUUUUUUUUUUUUGCUGCCUUAAUUGCAUCACAUCACUGUUGACAGGAAUUAAGUGGAAACAGGAAGGGCAAGUUGACAAGGAAGCACUAGAAAAACAGUAUUGAGAUGAAUACAGAAAGGACAUAAUGAACUACAGAGAGUGUUAUGAGUAAGUGAGGUUGUACCAAAGUGUAUGUGAGAGAAAGUGAUGUUCAGAAAAGUGUUUUACUUUUUUUAAAGUGUUUUUUUUUUUUCAUAUAAAGAAGCGCAACACUGUGUAGUCUCAUAGCAUACCACCCCACCACCACCCCACCCCACUCUCUUCACACUCUUCAAAGCUGCUUUGAAUAAACUGUAAAAUAUGCAAAGUCUGCAACUCUGAGGACAUAUCCUUCUACAUUCCUAAAGUAUCACACUUUUGCAUGUGGCUCUCUCACCAAACUAUAUCAUGAGUUAAACUGGUCCAUUUUGUGUUCUGUGUGACUGUAUGAAUCACUGCAUAUAAAAACUGACAAUAAAGUUAUAUUUCUGCUUGCUGUACAA
Molecule: messenger RNA, 2284 nt
Organism: Pangasianodon hypophthalmus (striped catfish)
Lineage: Eukaryota; Metazoa; Chordata; Actinopteri; Siluriformes; Pangasiidae
Gene: rab13
Product: RAB13, member RAS oncogene family
Exons: 8
Coding region: 449-1054 (201 amino acids)
Biological process (GO): cellular response to insulin stimulus; regulation of exocytosis; protein secretion
Cellular component (GO): plasma membrane; endosome; trans-Golgi network transport vesicle
Molecular function (GO): GTP binding; GTPase activity
Source: RefSeq, a predicted model, not a curated record